Molecule: messenger RNA, 2186 nt
Organism: Lampris incognitus (smalleye Pacific opah)
Lineage: Eukaryota; Metazoa; Chordata; Actinopteri; Lampriformes; Lampridae
Gene: mettl18
Product: methyltransferase 18, RPL3 N3-histidine
Exons: 2
Coding region: 225-1301 (358 amino acids)
Biological process (GO): peptidyl-histidine methylation, to form tele-methylhistidine
Molecular function (GO): protein-L-histidine N-tele-methyltransferase activity
Source: RefSeq, a predicted model, not a curated record
GUAUUCAAACGCGUCGUGUUAUUUCACCCGUCCUCUACGCUAGUUUAUAAACCAACGCGUUUAUUUAAACUUGUUUUCUAUUUUUUAAAUGAUGCGCCGUCGUUGAACGCCGGCUUCCGUUUUAGCAGACUCGCGGGUAUUGUAGUUCUCGCGCGCGCGCUCGCGCCGGUUCUCUAGUUCGCUCACAUGUGUGCGGUUGUUAGCGUCGUUAGCUAAGCUACAUAAUGUCGUUUAGCUUCAACUUCGAUGUGCGCGCACAGACAGUUGGCUCAAACGACGGGGGCGAAGACGACCCGCAAACUGGGAAGGCAGAUCAUGCUAACGCUACCGCAGAGAGCGCCAAGCAGUCGGAGCUAGUCAAAGAUGCCAAAGAACAUUUUCCACCACUGGAUCUGCGUUGCCUUUUUGUGAAUGCAGUCCCUGAAACAGUUACCAUAGGCUCCCUUCCACCGCUCCACUUCCUGAACGAGACAGUGUUUGAGAAAACCUCCUCGGACAGAGAGGAUGGGGAGAAGAUACUCGCUUGCACGGCUGAACAGCGGUCUGAUCUGAUCUCUGGAGUCUAUGAGGGUGGGUUGAAGGUGUGGGAGUGCACUUAUGACCUCCUGGAGCUGGUUGAAAGAGACGGAGAGACGUUUGGAGGGAAGAGGGUUUUGGACCUGGGGUGUGGGGCUGGGUUGCUGGGGAUACUGGCUUUGAAGAGAGGCGCCACACAGACCCACUUCCAGGAUUACAACAGCACAGUUAUCGAACACCUCACACUGCCAAAUGUGCUCCUGAAUUGUCAGGGGGAUGAUUUGGAGAGCGAAGAUGAUGAAGAAGAAGACAAGGGAAAGGCAAAGAGAAAGAAGGGGGGUGAAUGUAAGAAUAAAGUGAGAGAUGAGGAAAGACAGGAGGUAAUGAACGAUGGCCCAACAGCUAAGAAAAGAGCCCCAGACCAAACCCAACACUCUUCAUUGAAUAAGUGUCGUUUCUUCUCCGGUGACUGGACCACUUUUCUUGCUUUGGUAAUGAAGGAGGACCGUCCACCCAAAUAUGACAUUAUAUUCACAUCAGAGACUAUCUACAACACAGACUACUACCCCGCACUGCAUGACACCCUCCACAGACUGCUCGCCCCAGAUGGACUGGUCUACCUGGCAACCAAAUCCCAUUACUUUGGGGUUGGGGGUGGACUAUACUUGUUUGAAAGAUUUGUGGAGCAGAGAGGUGUUUUCUCCAUGCAGCACCUGUGGGAUUUGGACGAGGGCCUUCAGAGACAUGUAAUGGGCCUACGCUUCGGAAACGCAAAGGCGCCCUGAUUUACUGCUCCACCCAUGCAUUUUCAGUAUAUGCCUCCAUUGGGUGCACUUUAACAUUUAGACGAAUUCUGUAACUCGAUAUCUUGAGCAAACGGUGGUUGCUUAGAAUUGAGCGGUAACACAAGAGUGUAAAACCAAGGAUUGUAAUGGAGGGCGCACUCGGUUUCGAAAUGGUAUGGUUUAUUCAUAUCAAAUGUUUCGGUUCACAUUUUAAGAAAAUGUCAUAUCACAGACCACCUAGACUCACAGGAGCCAAAAUAAAAACAUGUUUUGAUGCUGUUUCACUGUGUGCUAUUUGUGUGCGAUAUGUUGCCCCACCAAUCAAAAGGAGGCGGAGCGAGAAUGAAAAAUGCACUCUCAUCCUGGAUUUGCUCUUUGGUAACUUGCACACUCUCUCACUUCCUAUAUGGACAUUCAAAUAUGUCUGCCAGUAACUGAAGUGCAGUUGAAAGGGGCUGUUACAGGUCUUCACAUGCAUGGGAAGGAAAAGGAGGAAAUGGGCUCAGUGACCUUUGCGAGUGAUUUCCCCAGUGUUCAAACAGCGGUAUGAAAGCCUGGCUUGUUUCUGAAGUCCGGCGCAAAAUGUCAAUUGCAACCUAUCCCACCGGCCCAAGGAUGUAGCUUGAAAGUGGAUUCUCCAGUCAUUGCACAUCGCUGGUGGUUCUCUAUGGGAUCUCUGUACCUCUCAUCAGUGUUCCCUGUCCAGUGUUUCUCGGAGUUAUGGGGGUUUGCGGUUAUUUGCUUCCAGACCCAGGUUUUUGCGCCUGGGCCCAUUUGAGCGUCGGCUCCAUUAGGCACUGCAGCCCAACACGUCCUGUGGGGCUUCACCUUCAGUUUCUGUCGUUUUCCUGAACUAAUAAACAUACAUCCAGAAAGCACACUGGG